AUGAGAGACAAGGCUGCAACCUAUUGCGGUAUACUCGUGACUAUACUGCGGCAAUCAGGCCGUCUCAGCGCCGGCCGAUGCUUAGACGUCGAGCACCCCAACCAAAGCGACUCCCUUGCCGUCCUUGAGGGCAAAUGGGAAAGGUGGGUUGAGGCCGAGUCAUUCAAGCGGUAUGCCAGUCGUAUCUCCUUCAACUACGAAGCACCAGCCCACUCACAGCGAACCCUUAGGCUUGUGUAUCGGCUCCUAAUUCACAGUGCUCAAGAAGCGGCAUACAGACUCUUUCCUCCUAGCUUGUCUUACGCGGAAGUAUCUGUCACGUUUCCCGCAGCGCCGUCUCUUUGGCAGGCGACGAGUGCGACUGAGUGGAGAGAUCGAUAUCUCCAUUGCUUGAGGGACCCAGUUCGUGGGACGCUGGCCCCAGUCAACCUACACGACUGUUUGCGAAAGCCUGCCCAUUUCGACCUCUUCCCGGUGUUCCAGGACUGCGAGUUUGCCUUGAUGUGUGUUCUCCAUGGUGUCAUGACGUUGAGCCUCGAGGAGAAUAGGCGCCGUGUCGUUUUGGGUGGUAACUUGGCAACCCCGACCCUUCCUGGGUGUCUUUUUAAUCUCGAUGCCACCAGUGGACAAAGCUGCCAUCUUUCACGCUUGGCAAGCGAGGUGCGGCUCCUCUGGGGAAAGGGAAAUAUUCCAAAGUCAUCAACUGCAGUCAUCAUUCGUGAACUUGGCGCCCUGCACAGAAGCACACCGCUCAAUGAGAUGCAAUUCUUGAUCGAAUGCCUCGACCAGAGGAUGAUUAUCAGAACGCUGGUGGGCUUACGACAGUGGCGAUUAAGCAGCGAGGCGAGACGGGCGGUUUGGCAUGCUGGUCAAAUUUGGCGAAUCGUCCGUGUGCCGGACAACAUCCGCCCUGCCGCCUUUCUGGUGAUUGCCGCAUGGCAAGCCAUGCUAUGCCUUUGGAUGUACUGUGGUCUCUCAGAUGGAGGUCUCCUGCAGGGUGCAUUCCCGUCCUUGGCCUGGCCCAGCCUUUCGACCUGGUCCAACGAUGAGGAUUCGCAGCAGGAUUGGUCGUCCCCGUGCGUCCACAUCGACAGUGACCCAACAGCGGAGUCUGAACAAUGGCUUGAGUGUGGCGUGGGGUUCCCGGCCAUUUCAUUCAAUGAACCGUUGGAGGAUGGUAGCGAGACCAGAGCCUUUCUGCCAUUAGUGCCGUUGCGUAUGAGACCAGGCGAAGCUAAGAAGUUUGGCCACGAGGUUGCAAGGCUUGCUCGGGAUAGGUUUUCUAGCGACGGGGGGCACAUAGCGGUGCUGGAUGGGAUCUGUGAAAUAUUUUAUGCAAUGGGCAGAUACCUGUGA
Clonostachys rhizophaga is the source of this 1356-nucleotide messenger RNA. The record is from the annotation of a GenBank genome assembly. NCBI's taxonomy places the organism in Eukaryota, Fungi, Ascomycota, Sordariomycetes, Hypocreales, Bionectriaceae.